AAAAAAAAAAAAAAAAAAAAUUAUAAUAAUAUUGUGUUUGGAAAAAAAAAAAAAAAGUUAGGUUAUGUGUUAUCCCUUGUUAAGGUUGGCCCAACCCUAAAUCUUGGCAAUCAAGGAAUAGUGAACAAAAAGAAACCUAUAAAUAUAACUAACAGCUUAAAAACGACAUUCAUAUUUUCUGUUUCACCGUCUUUCUCCUCUCAAACCUUUGAUCGCAAAACUAACAUCCUUACAAUUCUCAAUUCAAUUUUUCUCAUAAUCAUCAAUCGAUCAAUCCCUUUUCUCAAUCGAUCCAUCUCUUCAAAUCGUGGUUUUUCAGGUUUGCUAACUUUACAAUCAUAAUAAUUCGCUUAUUACUCGUAUUUCCUCUGCAGUAUUCUUUAACUUAGGGUUUACGAUUAUGGGAUUGUUCUCUCCAAUUACGACAAUUUCGAUGCUGAAUUUUGAUUUCUGGUUUUGGUUCUGGCUAUAUAGGGUAUCGAUUUCUAGGGUUACGGUAUUGGGGCUUUUUAUGGCUACUUCCAUGUUUAGAUUUUUAGUUUUAAUUUCUAGGGUUCUAGCGUUUCAAUUGCAAAAAGGGGGUUUUGAUUUUAUUCGAUUAUUGUUACUCGUUUUUGGAUACGAAUCAUUGGUUGGUUACAAGAUCUGAUAUUGCAUCUCUGAUUGGUGGAUCGAUCAAUUUAUAUGAUGUAUUGAUUUGUUCGAUUGAUAACACACCCAGAAGAGAAUUGUUGAUUCAAUAGGCUAGUAUUGUGUCGAAUUUGAAAUUCGGAUCGUUUCGGUUUUUAUUCGAUUUGCUGUGGUUCCGGUUGAUUUCUUGGACAAGGGUUUUUGCAGUUACUCUCUAUAUCAUCAGAAGAGAGGGGAAAUCAUACCAAAGACACACCUUUAAUUGCUGAGACGAAUUAUAGUUGCGCGCGAUUAGUUAUGUUUAUGUUUUUUGUUGUCUAGAACGAUGGAAACUAUCACAAGAAGAGUCACACAGAGACAGAACAGGGCUUCAUUCAGCUGGCACCGUCAACCCUCCACUGCUCCUUCCAAUGACAAAGUCUGCAAGUUUUGGUUGGCUGGAAACUGUAGAAAAAAAUCGUGUUGUUAUUUGCACCCAGAGGUCACUGCUGCACCCAUCAAGCGCGUUUUGAAACUGAAUCGCGCUAGUUUCAAAGAGUCCCAUGAACCAAAAAAGCCGUUGAAUGCUAAUUGUAAGAGACAGAAUGAAGAUAGCACUAUUGAGGUUAAAAGGAAGCAUAUUUUGUCCUCUAAGAACGAGGUUGUCCAAAGUGAUCCUGCAAAAAUUGGGAAAAAUGAUCAUUCAUGUCAGGCUGCUUCUAAUGCUACAAAUGGAGAUGUUAAGAGUGCCCCGCGUACUAAAAUAUGCGAGUACUGGUUAAAAGAUAGCUGUGUUUAUGGUGAUAAGUGCAAAGAUUUGCAUUCUUGGUGUUAUGGUGAUGGAUUUUCUGUGGUGGCUCAACUUCAGGGGCAUAAGAAGGCUAUCACUGGAAUUACUCUUCCAUCAGGCUCUGAUAAGCUUUUCAGCUCUAGUAAAGAUGGGACUGUUAGAGCUUGGAAUUGCCAUACUGGUGAGUGUAUAGGUGUUGUUGAUAUGGGUGUUCCGGUUGAAUGUCUGAUAAGUGAAGGACCAUGGGUGCUUGCUGGUUUAACUGAUGCAAUCAAGGUUUGGAACAUCCAGACGAAUGCUGAAUUUACUUUAAGUGGACCAGCUGGACAAGUAUAUGCUAUGGUUGCUGUUGAUGGAUUGCUAUUUGCCGGAGUUAAUGAUGGCUCGAUAUUGGUGUGGAAAUUUAAUUUUGAAGCUACUAUGUUUGAAGCUGUAGCACCACUGAAGGGUCAUACUCAAGCCGUGGUUUCAUUGAUUUAUGGGGCUAAAAGACUUUAUUCUGGUUCAAUGGAUAGCACAGUAAAGGUUUGGGACUUGGAGACUAUGCAAUGCAUCCACACCCUCGCUAAGCACUCUGAGGUUGUGAUGUCCGUGCUUUGUUGGGAGCAAUUUCUGCUUUCAUGCUCUUUGGACCAGACAUUAAAGGUUUGGGCUGCCUCUGAAGCAGAAGAUCUAGAGGUCACUUAUGAACACAAGGAGGAGCAUGGUAUUCUCUGUCUGCAUGGUAUGCAUGAUCAAGCAAAUAAACCAAUUUUGCUUACCUCGUGCAAUGACAACACCGUUCGUCUAUAUGACCUGCCAUCCUUUGCUGAGAGAGGCAAGAUAUUUGCGAAACAAGAAGUCAGGGCUAUUCAGAUCGGCCCUGGAGGGCUUUUCUUCACUGGUGAUGGAACCGGUUUGUUGUCAGUUUGGAAAUGCUCAAGUGACUCAACUGCAACACCUCCUGAAGCUUCUUAAUUUGAGCAGUUUAGUUAAUUAUCAUGCCAAUUCAAUUUUGAAAAUAGAAGUAAUUGUGUAUUCUUCCCACGUGAAUGUAACACAUUGUUACAGACCUCUCUCUAUAUAUAAUCUCUUUUAACAACGUACAGAGUACAAGACUACAACAU
This is a messenger RNA of Chenopodium quinoa (quinoa), 2505 nucleotides long. Its product is annotated as zinc finger CCCH domain-containing protein 48-like. Gene Ontology annotation, molecular function: protein binding; metal ion binding. NCBI's taxonomy places the organism in Eukaryota, Viridiplantae, Streptophyta, Magnoliopsida, Caryophyllales, Amaranthaceae. The transcript has 8 exons. Bases 956 to 2356 code for a protein of 466 amino acids. The record is from RefSeq and is a predicted model, not a curated record.